GGGACCGUUACGUAAGCUUACAUAAGGCGCUGGCCUUCAACUCAACCGAGAAGGAGAUCUUCACCGCUAGUCCCGACUUCAAGUUCACGUCUACAGAACUGGAACACCAUAAGAACCAGUCAGUCAAGUUCAGCGCUUGAGGAACAACUGAGCCAUGGAAGACACGGUGAAGGCUCCCGACUCAAAGCUAUCCGCCUCGACCUCAGGGCUGGUCCUACAAGAAUCCAAACAGCAAAGGACCCCCCGUGCCGAUGUCCGGUGGUACCAGAGACAGGACCUGUGGGUCUGGCUGUACGGGAUGGUUUUCAUUGGCGCAAUGAUAGGAGCCAUUUUUGGACUGGGCAGUUACAGAGGAUGGUACGCCCCUAGCGGGCUCGCCUAUAAUGACACCAACACGACCCGAGAGCGGUUUUUACCGGAGCCGUACGAACCGGAAGAAGGCGUUAAAGGAAGACAAGGCGUCGAUCCAGCGGCUCGAUGGUACUUUUGGAAGCUGCGGCCAGAACUGGUGACUCCGUGGACGCGUCUGUUCGUGUGGGGCUGUUAUACCGUCCACCAGCUGCUGGCCUGGUGGCUCCUGUACCUGGCACAGGUCAACCAACAGGCAGAGAAGGGUAAAAAGUAUUCCACCAAUCUCAACAGAUACACCUGGGCAGCUGUGGCCGUGCACACCUUCUUCCACCUGCUGCACCUGGCGCAGACUCACCUGACGUACGACGCAACCGCACAGGAUGUUUCCAUCGGCAGCUCCCAGGGCUCAGUUAUCGUGGCUCUGCUGUUUGUGAUGGCGAUAGAGUUCCGGGACAGAGGCGUGUUUUUCGGCUGGCCUAACGUCACAAGUACAGACAAAGUCGGAAAAGCCAUGCGGUCCUGGUCACGUGAGUCUGUACGCCUGGUCCGGAAGUACCAUGGUUAUGUCAUCAUGUGGGCUGCAGUCUACACCUUCUGGUACCAUCCCAUGGAAAACACGCUGGGUCACGUGAUGGGGUUUUUCCACACCUGGAUUCUGAUGUUGCAGGGAAGCCUCGUGUACACAGACCUUCAUCUUAACAGAUACUGGCGGUUCAGCCUGGAGGUUUGGGUGACUCUACACGGCGGGCUGGUGGCCUGGCAGACCGGCGGACCGGACCAGAUGGGCACCAAGCUGUGGCCCAUGUUCGCUUUCGGGUUCGCCACGCUCAUAGUGCUCACUCAGCUGUUCGGUCUGCCUUUCUGGAAGCACCUUCCUGCCUGGUCACGUGUCGUCCCCGCCGUGGCGUUCCUUCCCGUGAUGCUCUACUGCUACAGCUGGAUCCCGGAUAGAACCGGACGCCCUUGGACGCGACUCUGGGAACCAAUCGUCAUCCCUUUCAACAACUGGGGCUUUGCCCUGGUCAUAUGUGUCCUCGUGACCUUCGGCCUCUACGUAGAACGCAAACUGACCAAUGGCAGCAGCCCUAACAACGCAUUGAGCACGUUCGGGCGAUUUGCGUAUGCUUGGGGCUUCUUGUUGAUGUAUUUGGCUGUUAUUAUAAUUGCCUGGGCUAUUCAGUAUUAUGACUUGCAGAUUUCAGGUGCAUCCAUGAUGGUGGUCCAUGAGGCCAUUUGGAUCAUGUUUGUUGUGGUAGCAGGAUUUUUUGUCAGAAGGGUAGUUGAAGCGAAAGUCAAGAAGGUCAAUGUCGAAUUCGAAAAAGCGCGGGAAAACCACGAGAUUCCCGGAAAGGGCGUUCCAGGAAGUUACGGUUCGAUUCCAAUGUCAUUGGACGACGGCAAGGUCAAGGAAACUGUUUUGCCCUGAUCUGAUAGUUGAAACAAGACUGGCAAUGAAAACAUACAUUGCCAUGGCGACGGUAGUUCAAUGCUGUUAGG
Molecule: messenger RNA, 1848 nt
Organism: Branchiostoma belcheri (Belcher's lancelet)
Lineage: Eukaryota; Metazoa; Chordata; Leptocardii; Amphioxiformes; Branchiostomatidae
Exons: 10
Coding region: 155-1777 (540 amino acids)
Source: RefSeq, a predicted model, not a curated record